Messenger RNA from Danaus chrysippus (African queen), 405 nucleotides. The record is from the annotation of a GenBank genome assembly. Lineage: Eukaryota; Metazoa; Arthropoda; Insecta; Lepidoptera; Nymphalidae.
AUGACACAGGACGCUCAACAACAGGGACCGCAGCAACCCCCACACGGUCCACAACCUCCACAGGGUCCACAACCCCCACAAGGGCCACACCCACCACAAGGUCCGCAGCCUCCACAAGGGCCACAACCCCCACAUGGUCCACAGCCUCCGCACGGUCCACAACCCCUGCAAGGUCCACAGCCGCCACAGGGUCCGCAACCCCCACAAGGUCCGCAACCUCCACAGGGCCUACAGCCCCCGCAAGGCCCACAGCCACCACAAGGUCCGCAGCCUCCACAAGGGCCACAACCCCCGCAUGGUCCACAGGGCCCACAUCCUCCACAGGGUCCACAACCCCCACAGGGUCCGCAACCCCCGCAAGGUCCGCAACCUCCACAAGGACCGCAACAAGCCAUUUUCACUUGA